Lasiosphaeria miniovina is the source of this 3885-nucleotide messenger RNA. RefSeq lists its product as uncharacterized. Gene Ontology annotation, molecular function: protein binding. The coding region runs from base 1 to 3885 and encodes 1294 amino acids. NCBI's taxonomy places the organism in Eukaryota, Fungi, Ascomycota, Sordariomycetes, Sordariales, Lasiosphaeriaceae. The record is from RefSeq and is a predicted model, not a curated record. The transcript is spliced from 2 exons.
AUGGCGACCGUCUCCGGGCCAGAAGGCGACGGCCGACGGCGCUCCAUCGAGAAGUCGCCAAUCGUCAUCAUGUCCGAUGGCGACGACGACGACGACGACCCGACCGCCUUUGAGAGGCUGCCCGACGAAAUCAUCGAGCAAAUCCUCCAGGCGGCCGACUCGAAUGGCUUCGCAUCGCUGUCCCUGCUCAACGCAAAAUGGAGGAGUGUCGCCCAGCAGGCUCACUUGUAUGCUCAUCAUCUGGCGAGUUGCCCGUCGUACGCUAUGAGCCACGGCGGAUCGCCGCCCGCCGCCUCCGAGAACGACCUGCCCCGGCUCCGGAAGCUGUUCGCCAAGGAGGUCAAGCGGAACCUGUUCGAGGCCUAUCUGCGGCCCAACAAGACCGUCAUCAAGGUCAUUUCAAAUUCAAUCAGCCCCUCGUCUUGUCCGGGCGGCGAAGGCAUCCAGUUCAAUCCCUCACCCAAGGGCCAUCACCUGCUGGCCUACAACUCGUCGCGCAUCCAUGUCAUCGACAUGCGCGCCCCCGAGAUCGCCGUCAAGCGCGAGUUCAAGAUCCUGCGUCGCCCUGCUGCCACCUGCAUCAACGACGAAGGCUCAUUGCUCGCCGUGCUACUGACAGAGAUGCAAGUUGACGUAUACGACCUGACCGAGACGCCUCCGAAGCGAAACCGGUCCAUCAUCCUUGACCACAGCCCUCGCGCCAUCGCCAUCUCCCCGUGUGGUUCGGUUCUGGCUGCCGCCUACGAAGGCGGUAUCGAGGUGUCUUCGCUCAACCCCGGGGCCCUCUCCACCGAUAGACGAGCAGUCAAGUGCGACGGAGUCGAUGCUCUGACUUUCUCCUUUGACGGCACCCAGAUCCUAGGAACCACGGUCUCGUCGUCGCAGCCCAACACGGUCAUACUAACAGCCCCUUAUUACGACCCGGGAAGUCAUAUGGCCGACGAUAACAUCAGUGCGCUGUGGACUACGUCGAUUCUCUUUCCGAACACCAGCCGUGACUGCAGCCAUGCUGUUCUGAUUCAGCACGGCAAGUAUGAAGAGGCCGGCUGGACGUUUACGUACGAUCGCAGCUUCGAGACCUUCCGAGCGGUCCGCAUCGACGAUCUCCGUAACGGCACCACGUAUUUCACCGGGCCAGUGCCUAGCCCAACCUGCCAGGCCAAGCUGAUCCCAUGCACACUGCCGGCCGCUUCGUAUUACGGCGAGCUUGUCUCGGCCGGCUUUCAGGGUAAUGACAUUUGGCUCUACGGCAUCCCUGAAGACCUCGAUGCCAUCUCCGACACGUCCAACGCUGGCAGCGACAACGCGCAGACUGGAAAUAGCCUCUCCCGCCGCAACAGCGGUCCGUCGGUGCGAUCAGCGCAGCGGAUGCAAGAGAACUGCGACCCGAGCAGAGUGCCUCAGUGGCAAAUUCUUUGCGACAAACUUCGGAACACUUUUGUGGGAGGCUACAAAAUCGAUGAGCUCGACGGCGUUAACAUGGUCAAAUGGGUUGCCGACUUUGGCGAUUCGUCGAUGAAGGAACGUCUGGUUGUUGCUGCCCGGGGAGUCAUACCUGGGCUGUCGAUUACCGACGACGAGGGAAUCGAUUUUGUGGACGGAGGACGACUUACUGUCAUCGAUUUCGACUAUGGUGUCGAAGACGGUGGGGUCACCGAGUGCACUAUCGAAGUGGGGGCAAUAGAGCCCGAAGUGCUUGAGGAAGAGCAUCGGGAUAUGGAUACCGAGGUGGCAAUCGUCCGCCGCAGGACGGUUGCUCAAAGGAGGGGGAACCGUAGUACCCUCAUGCGUGCUGCAACAACGGCGGCUCGCGGUCAAUCAUCUUCUGCCCAGUCUGCAGCAACAGACGAGGAUGAGGACGAUGACCCCCUUUUGCCCCGUAGAAUGCGGGCUCCUCCCCCUCCUCGAGCUGCAGAGCCCCCCGCGGUGGGCGAGGAGACGGAAACGCAAUCGAUCAUUGAGGAGCAGGAGGCCUUGGAUGCCCCCUAUUCUCAUGCAAGCCCGCGGUCGGGCACCACCCUCCGGCGUGCCGCCACCGCCGCCGCCGUGAACCGUCGGAUGCACCCGCAGGCGACGGCAGGUCAUAUCGAAUACCGCAGGGCCGACGGUCGAGCCGAGCAUCCGCACGAGAGUGACGCGGACAACUGGGUGCCCCCGCCGCCUCCGUAUCAGAAAGAUGAUCCUGGUGAUUUGCCAGCCUUCUUACGUCAUGCGGCUAUUGGACCCGCUGCAGCCCCUGAUGCGCAGACCGAAGAGCAAUUCCCGAAGCAACAGCCCACCCGCAACCGGCCAGUAACUCUCCAGCAGCCUCUCCGCCAGCCAUCCACCCAGCAACCAGCUCGAAGCCGUCCGCUCACUCUCCAGCCGCGCCGCACUCAAACGGUGAGCGCUAGCUAUCGUGACGCUCCACCAGUUCCACCCAUCCCGCCCGUUCCAUCUCUUCCAGCUUCCAUUCCUCCUGUUCCGCCAAUUCCGCAGGUUCACCUUUCUGUCCGGCCACCACAGGCUCGGGCUCCGCAAGCCCCACAGGAUUCGCAAUCACCUUCGCACGAACGAGAGAUAAGCGGGUCCUCGCUCCAGCCUCCCCAGGACAGCGGUUCGCGCCCGGGCUCGAGCGACUCUCGAUACAUGGAGGGAGAGAACAUCUAUGACGUCUCACCGCCCGACUCGCCGACCGCGCGAGAUCUGGCUGCGAGCGUAAUCGUAGGCGGUCCUCUAGCUAGCAGCGAUGCAGUCGUCACGGGGGCUCCCAUAUCGCCCGUUGUUUCAAACCAACAAGAUCCUCGAACAUUGCUUCGCAUCCAAACAGCGCCUGCUGCUCCGCAAUCUCAAUCUGGCCGGCCUCCAGCGCUUGAUUUACAUAUCCCGUCUCCCUCAGUCAGCAGAGUCGCAGCAUCGCAAAACACGGCACUCGCCACGAACAGCGCUCCGGUCAGACGGCUGUCUAAUUCUAUGACGUGGCCGCUGCAGAAUUCGGAAGACGUCCUCAAUGUGAUAGCCGGUCACCCAUAUUCGGCGCCUCCUGUUGGCAUAAACACCGACAACAUGGCACAACCCUUCCCUCUUCCCCGGCCUGACCAACUGGCGAGUUUAAAUAACCGCUCAGAAGCGCCCAAGCGAUUGUCGGGGGCCUUCCAGCGGGUGCCAGUGGGUAGCCGCACCAGCGACGAGUACCGACGGUUGUCGUACCAGCGGCCACUCUCGCAGCAGCAACAGUACUCGCAACAGCAAUACCCGCAGUUCCAGCAGCCGCGCUUUCAGCCAUAUCACGCCCCGGCCCUGAUUUACGAACCACAACCGCGGCACCCUCAAGACAUCAUGGCAGGGCGGCACCAGGAGGAGAUGCCCCUCAUCAUCAGCACGCCCAAGGGUGUGUCGGGUGCUUUUGACACGCCAGACCAGCGCAUUUCGGGACAGCGGGCUGAGACGCCGAUUCUAGCGCCCGUGCCGCGCCACCCGCGCCCCGUGACGCAGCCCGCCGUUCUCCGUCCCACGAUGGAGCGACUCGAGACGAUCUACAGCGUGGCGUCGGUCAACGGUGGGCACCAUCAAACCCUAGCCGAACAGUCACGCCUUAGAGUACCUGGAGCGCCGGAGUCCACUUCGUCGACGGUGCGCGUCGCUAGCUUAAACAGGAAGCAGAGCCGGGCCGAACGCAGCGCGGCUAAGAACAUUGCCGACGCCAAGCGGCGUGGAUGGACGGGCCGUUCGCGGUCGACUAGGCGCAAGAAGAAGGAGCGCGAUUUCGACGUGGCGAGCAGCGCGGGAUGGACCGACGUGACGACAUUUAGCACGCGGUCCAUGGGCUUUGGACGCCGAACCGGCGGCAGCGAGCCUGUGGCGGGGCAGCAGAGCAAAGGCGACAGGAAGUGUGUGGUGAUGUGA